UUGACCUCUCAGAAAAAAUUGCCUCGCCACUGGACACAACAAUGAGUUUCUCGGUGGUUUUGUUCCACAAUCCUCACUUCGCAACAACAACAACAACGACAGCCAUCUUCACAAUCUCAUCAUCAUCUUUCAGACCAAGACGAAAUCUUUCUUCAUCUAAUCGUAUCUUUACUACCAAUCAACCUAAACCCUUAGUCAAAAAACUUCAAAUCAUCGAAACCCUAGCCGCCAGAGACACAAUUAUAGACUUCGGCAAGCACAAGGGCAAAAUGCUUGGUACUUUGCCUACUUCUUAUCUCAAAUGGGUCUCAAAGAACCUUCGUGCUGGAGAUACUGAGUACUGGGCAAAGCUUGCAGACGAAGUCCUCGAAGACGAUGUUUAUAAAGAUAGAGCAGAGUGGGAAUUUGCAGAGAAAAUCCUCCAUGGAAGUGAUGAGAGCAUGAGGGCUUUGACUUCUGUAAAGAAGAACAGAGAGGAAGCAAACUCUGUUUCUAUGCUGUUGGAGAUUAGUGAGAAAUUUGGUUGGGAUAAUGAAGAUAAGAUUGGUUGGAGCAAGAUCAAUUUCGAGCUUUUGGGGACAAGCAAAGGUGGUCGGAUUCCUAGGUUGAGGAACAAGAACGAAAAGGAAGAAGAGAAAGGAGAGAUGGUAAGAAGAAGAGAGAUUGAGAAGAAGGAAGAAGACGAAGAUGAGAAUGGAUGGAGGAGAAGACAGAGGAGAGAGAAGAUGAGACAGAGUCUUGGGAGAGAUGACGGCAAAAUUGUGAAUAGGAGUGAGCAGAAGGGUCUUUUGGGAAAACUGGAAGAUAUAGAGAAGAAGCUUGAGCCAAAGAUUCCAAGUCCUUUUCCUGGUCGCGAGAGUCUGCUGAAGAAAGUGAUGAGCAAGAGAAGGUCUCAAUGAAUAUUGAAAGUUUUGAUCUUUGUAUUGUUGUUUCUUUUGAUUGUAAGUUUACAUUUUCACAAAAAGAACGCAAAAAGGCAAAUCCUUUCUGAGUUUGUGAUACUGAAAAGUUACAAACUUUUA
Molecule: messenger RNA, 1022 nt
Organism: Capsella rubella
Lineage: Eukaryota; Viridiplantae; Streptophyta; Magnoliopsida; Brassicales; Brassicaceae
Exons: 1
Coding region: 42-899 (285 amino acids)
Cellular component (GO): plastid
Source: RefSeq, a predicted model, not a curated record